AAAUGCCGAAUGCAUAACUGUUUUGACACAUCCAUAUGUCUAAAAAAUGGAUUCAAGGUCUACAUCUACCCAGUUGAGUCAUACGAGAAAGAGAUCUCAAGCACCUACAGAGAGAUCCUGUCGUCGAUUAGGCGAUCGAGGUACUUCACAUCAGACCCGAGUGCGGCCUGCCUCUUUAUCCUUUCCCUCGACACACUCGAUAGAGACCCGCUGAGUAAAUCCUUCGUGAAGGGACUCAGGGGGAAGUUAAAUCAUUUGAAAUACUGGCGACACGGCAUCAACCAUCUUAUAUUCAAUUUAUACUCGGGGACCUGGCCUGAUUACAAGGAGAUGGAUAUAGGCUUUGAUGUCGGCAUGGCCAUGAUUGCCAAAACAAGCCUUUCCCAACAGCAUUUCAGACCAAACUUCGACAUUUCCUUUCCACUAUUUCAUCCAGAGCAUAGCUACCGAGGUGGCGAAUUAGGACUCGUUCAGUCUACGGGGAAUCUGGCCGGCGGUCGAUCUUUUAUUCUUGUUUUCAAAGGCAAGAGGUAUUUAUCAGGAAUCGGAUCAGAGACGAGGAACUUCCUCUACCAUCUGAACAACAAUAGAGAUAUUAUCCUACUAACUACAUGCAAGCAUGGAAAGGAUUGGAAGACUCUUAAAGAUGACAGAUGUGAGGUUGACAAUAGAGAUUACGACAAGUGGGACUACAAGGUCUUGCUGAGAAAUUCGACCUUCUGUUUGGUGCCUAGGGGUCGUAGAUUGGGGUCGUACAGAUUUUUAGAAGCGUUACAGGCCGGCUGCAUACCCUUGAUUCUGAGCAAUGAUUGGGUGCUGCCAUUUUCGGAAGUCAUUGAUUGGUCGAGAGCUUUACUAUGGGCUGACGAAAGAAUGCUGCUACAGCUGCCUAGUUUAGUCCGUUCAAUUGGUACAGAGCGCAUACUGCUACUAAGGCAGCAGACACAAUUUCUCUGGGACACUUAUUUUUCGUCCAUAGAUAAAAUAGUCGCCACAACACUUGAAGCCUUAAAAGAUCGUAUUUUUAAGCAAGAUUCUACAAGCCGUACAUCUUCAGUUUGGAAUUCAUUCCCCGGUGGUCUGGUACAUCUCCCUGAAUAUUCACAAUCUUUGGCUAGUUAUCCUUUCUAUUCGGUGUCUUCUGAUUCAUCCUUACCAUCUUCAUCUUAUCCUUUGUCUGUCGGUCGGAAUCCAGUUCCUAAUUCUAGGGACAGUAAUAACAAAAACAAUAAAUAUAAUAAUGGAUCAUCAUUAUCACCAUCGUCGUCGUUGUCUUCAUCACCAUCAUUUCUUCCUAAUCGUCGUAAGGCUAGGAAGUUCGAGGCCGUUAUAUUGGCGGGCGAGAAAUCGCUGCCAUUUUCGCAGAAGUCUUUCGUGUACAGCUUGUUAAGAAUCGUCGAUGAUGACGGGGGCGGUUUGUUAACAUUAAAUGAAGAUGUCAUCAUUACCACUGAUGAGAUUGAUUUCGCCAAUCACGUGUGGUCCCAGCAUCGCUCGCAGCUGAUUGGCUACAGCGAGAGGAAUCAUUUCUGGAAUUCCGCGCACCUGGCCUAUCAGCUCACUUCAAAAUCGACCAAUGAAUAUUCAGUAAUUAAGUUACAAUCUGCCUUCUAUCAUAGGUACUACAAUCGUCUCUACACGACGUUCAUCCAUCAAGUUGCUAAUUAUACCAUCCAAUCGGAGGAGCCCUUCUGCAGAGAUAUAUUCAUGAAUGCCUUAAUUAGUCACGUGUCCAAGCGACCGCCAAUCAAAUUGGGCCGACGCCGACCAAUAGCAACUCGUGUAUUAAAUCAUGCUAAACAACCUCAUAUCGGUAAGAUAAGAUGCUUCCAAUUGGCUGAAUCUAUAUUCGGCUAUUCUCCAUUCAAGAGAUCCGUGACUCGGCUUGACCCAAUUUUUCAUCUUGACCUAGUUUCCAGUUUCCGGAAGAAAUAUUUAAAUGUU
This is a messenger RNA of Helobdella robusta, 1944 nucleotides long. RefSeq lists its product as hypothetical. Gene Ontology annotation, cellular component: membrane; Golgi apparatus. The annotation marks the transcript as partial. The transcript is spliced from 12 exons. Gene Ontology annotation, molecular function: glucuronosyltransferase activity; acetylglucosaminyltransferase activity. The record is from RefSeq and is a predicted model, not a curated record. Lineage: Eukaryota; Metazoa; Annelida; Clitellata; Rhynchobdellida; Glossiphoniidae.